This is a messenger RNA of Tupaia belangeri chinensis (Chinese tree shrew), 2538 nucleotides long. Its product is annotated as protocadherin gamma-A5. Gene Ontology annotation, biological process: homophilic cell-cell adhesion. Gene Ontology annotation, cellular component: plasma membrane. NCBI's taxonomy places the organism in Eukaryota, Metazoa, Chordata, Mammalia, Scandentia, Tupaiidae. Gene Ontology annotation, molecular function: calcium ion binding. The record is from RefSeq and is a predicted model, not a curated record. The transcript has a single exon. Bases 66 to 2504 code for a protein of 812 amino acids.
UUUAAAGAAAUAAAGAACCAGAAGGCUCAACUACGACUAAAAGAAAAUUGGGCGGAAAGAAGGCAAUGGAGGACCCACUGAGGCGCUGGAGCUGCAGAGAGCUGCUUUUGCUCUUCGCGCUGCUGGGGACACUGUGUGAGCCAGGAUCCGGGCAGAUCCACUACUCGGUGCGGGAGGAAACAGACAAGGGCUCCUUCGUGGGCAACAUCGCCCAGGACCUGGGGCUGGAGCCCCCGGAGCUGGCGGAGCGCGGAGUCCGCAUCGUCUCCCGAGGGAGGACGCAGCUUUCUCUGAACCCGCGAAGCGGCAGCUUGAUCACCGCGGGCAGGAUAGACCGGGAGGAGCUCUGCGCUCAGAGCGCGCGGUGUCUGGUGAGUUUUAACAUCUUGGUUGAGAAUAAAAUGAAAAUUUAUGGAGUAGAGGUAGAAAUAAUCGAUAUUAAUGACAACCCCCCGCGAUUCCGGGAUGAGGAAUUAAAAGUAAAAGUUAAUGAAAACGCGCCUGCGGGGACGCGGUUAAUGCUUCCCUUUGCGCGGGACGCGGAUGUGGGUGUGAACUCCCUCCAGACAUACCAGCUCAGCUCCAACCUGCACUUCUCCCUGGACGUGAAAAGCGGAACUGAUGGGCAAAAGUAUCCGGAGCUGGUGUUGGAACGGCUCCUGGACCGCGAGAAAGAGGCGGUUCACGACCUGCUCCUCACCGCUUUAGAUGGCGGAGACCCUGUACUCUCUGGCACCACGCGCAUCCGCGUGAUGGUCCUCGACGCAAAUGACAACGCCCCCCAGUUCACGCGACCCGAGUACCGAGUAAAUAUUCCAGAGAACAUACCUGUGGGCACUCGGCUUCUCACGGUAACUGCCACGGAUCCCGACGAGGGCAUGAACGGAAAAUUGACCUAUUCGUUUCGCAAUGAAGAAGACAAAAUUUCAGAGACUUUUCAUCUUGAUUCCAAUCUGGGGGAAAUCUCAACCAGGCAAUCCCUGGAUUAUGAAGAGUCCAGAUUCUACCUCAUGGAAGUGGUGGCUCAGGAUGGAGGCGCACUUCUUGCUAGUGCCAAGGUGCUGGUCACGGUGCAGGACGUGAAUGACAAUGCCCCGGAGCUGCUCCUCACCUCUCUCACCAGCACAGUCUCCGAAGACUGCCUUCCCGGAACCGUGAUUGCCCUGUUCAGCGUCCAUGAUGGCGAUUCUGGAGAGAACGGCGAGACUGAGUGUUCUAUUUCUAGGAACUUGCCUUUUAAAUUGGAAAAAUCAGUUGAUAAUUACUAUCACCUUUUAACAGCCAUGGCCCUGGACAGAGAAGAAACUUCGGACUAUAACAUCACAGUAACUGUCAUGGACCGUGGAACUCCGUCUCUGUCUACAGAAAACCAUAUUUCCCUGAAAGUAGCAGAUGUCAAUGACAACCCUCCUGCCUUCUCUCGCGCCUCUUACUCGACCUCCAUCCCAGAAAACAACCCCAGGGGUGUUUCCAUCUUUUCUGUGACCGCCAGCGACCCUGACAGUGGCAGCAACGCUCAGAUCACUUACUCCCUGAUGGAAGACGCAUCUCAGGGAGUACCUCUGUCCUCCUAUGUGUCCAUUAACUCUGACACUGGUGUCCUGUACGCCCUGAGAUCCUUUGAUUAUGAGCAGUUGAGAGACCUACAAUUGUGGGUGACAGCCAGUGACAGUGGGACCCCUCCUCUCAGCAGCAACGUGUCACUGAGCCUGUUUGUGCUGGACCAGAAUGACAACGUGCCUGAGAUCCUGUACCCCACUCUUCCUAUUGAUGGUUCCACUGGUGUGGAACUGGCACCCCGCUCUGCAGAGCCUGGCUACCUGGUGACCAAGGUGGUGGCAGUGGACAAAGACUCUGGCCAGAACGCCUGGCUGUCCUACCGCCUGCUCAAGGCCAGCGAGCCCGGGCUGUUUAUGGUGGGGCUGCACACGGGCGAGGUGCGCACAGCGCGGGCCCUGCUGGACAGAGACGCGCUCAAGCAGAGCCUCCUGCUGUCUGUCCAGGAUCAUGGUCAGCCCCCUCUCUCAGCCACCAUCACUCUCACUGUGGCCAUAGCUGACAGCAUCCCUGAUGUAUUGACUGACCUGGGCAGACUCAAGCCUUCAGCUGACCAGGAUGACUCAGGCCUCACGCUGUACCUGGUGGUGGCUGUGGCUGUGGUCUCCUGCGUCUUCCUGGCCUUUGUCAUUGUGCUGCUGGCGCUCAGGCUGCGGCGCUGGCACUCAUCACGCCUGCUCCAGGCUGCAGGUAGCCAUUUGACUGGAGUGCCCACCUCCCACUUCAUGGGCGUGGACGGGGUGCGGGCUUUCCUGCAGACCUAUUCCCAUGAGGUCUCCCUCACUGCGGACUCUCGGAACCUGAUCUUCCCCCAGCCCAACUACGCGGACACGCUCAUCAGCCAGGAGAGCUGCGAGAAAAGCGAGCCUCUUAUGAUAUCUGAUAAGAUAAAUUCAAAUGAAGAACAGGGAAAUGUUCAGGUUAGUUUUUUCUUUCAGUCAGGAUGACUGGAGCAUUUUAUUCAUUUAUUUUCUCAAUCAU